Molecule: messenger RNA, 5213 nt
Organism: Spodoptera frugiperda (fall armyworm)
Lineage: Eukaryota; Metazoa; Arthropoda; Insecta; Lepidoptera; Noctuidae
Product: ATP-dependent translocase ABCB1
Exons: 24
Coding region: 41-3946 (1301 amino acids)
Biological process (GO): transmembrane transport
Cellular component (GO): membrane
Molecular function (GO): ATP hydrolysis activity; ABC-type transporter activity; ATP binding
Source: RefSeq, a predicted model, not a curated record
UGGCCGUUGCUCAGUGGCUCGUGCAGUGAAUUUAGUCAAAAUGUUUCAGCCGCGGGUUAUGUUAACGUUCAUGGAGGUGCCAAGGAAAAGAACCAUGGCGGAAGCCGGGAGCCUUGAGGAAAGGUUCCGGUUGAUACCAACCAGCAAUAAUACCACUCCAAACAAGGACUCGAAGGGAAACGCGUGGCAAUUGAAACCGGGGGAAAAGGAGAACGAGAAUAAAUUACCAGACCCAUUAAAUGAAGAUGUACAGAAAGGACAAUUCUCUGACACGAGUUCAGAACCAUCUGAAGCAAAGGCUGAGGAAGUACCAAGUAUACCUUUUAUUACACUAUUCAGAUUUGCAUCGACAAGGGACAAACUCUUCAUAAUCUGCGCGUUAAUAUGUUCCGCGGUCGCCGCAGUAUCCACGCCACUGAACACACUGUUGCUAGCGUACCUACUCGAAGCUAUGGUCAACUACAGCAUCUUUGGUGAUGCUGAUGCCUUCAUGAAGUCGUUGCUAAACUUCGCCAUAUACAAUGCGGCUGUUGGAGCGGCCCUUGUGGUUCUGUCUUACGCUGCCACUACUUUGAUGAACAUCGCUGCUUAUAACCAAGUAUAUGUAAUACGUCAAGAGUAUUUGAAAGCAGCUCUAAACCAGGACUUUGGAUACUUUGACGUUCAUAAAAAUGCAGAAAUAGCUAACAAAAUGAACAGUGAUAUAAUGAAGCUAGAAGAGGGUAUCGGAGAGAAGUUAGCGACAUUCUUCUUCUACCAGGCUUCGUUCUUGAGCAGCGUGAUCAUGGCGCUGGUCAAAGGAUGGAAGCUUGCUCUGCUGUGCCUCAUCUCCUUCCCGGUCACCAUGACCCUUGUAGGCGUUGCUGGAUUGAUAGCUGCAAGUCUUUCAAAGAAAGAAGCUAUAGCGACCGGUAAGGCAGGUGCUAUCGCGGAGGAGGUGAUAUCUGCCAUCCGGACUGUGUACGCCUUCAGUGGGCAGGAGAAGGAGCUCGACAGAUACGAGGGACAUCUCAAUGACGCCAGGAAGAUCAAUGUUAAGAAGAGUUUGUUCAACGGUCUGGCAAUGGGUUGCCUGUUCUUCUGCAUAUUCUGCGCGUACGCACUCUCCUUCUGGUUCGGUUACAGACUGAUGGUAACAGAUGGAUACGACGUUUCUACCAUGAUUGCUGUAUUCUUCGGUGUUAUGACUGGUUCAGCCAACUUCGGUAUAUCGUCGACUCUGAUGGAGGUGUUCGGCUCGGCCCGCGGAGCCGGCGCUCACAUCUUCAACAUGAUCGACAAUGUGCCCACCAUCAACCCCCUACAGAACAGGGGCACUGUGCCCAGUGAUAUUGAGGGCAACAUCGAGCUGAAGAACGUUGAGUUCCACUACCCAUCCAGACCUGAUGUUCCUGUACUAAAAGGAGUGAGUAUAAAGGUGAAGCGCGGUCAGUCUGUGGCCCUGGUCGGCCACUCAGGAUGCGGCAAGUCCACCAUCAUACAACUCAUCUCCAGAUUCUACGACGUCGUCGAAGGAAGUGUCGCAAUCGACGGUAAUGACGUCCGCGACCUAUCAGUCCGUUGGCUGCGCGAGCAGAUCGGCCUAGUAGGCCAGGAGCCCGUCCUAUUCAACACUACCGUCCGGGAGAACAUUCGCUAUGGACGUGAGAACGCCACCAAUGAGGAGAUCGAAGCCUGCGCCAGACAAGCUAAUGCACACCAGUUCAUCAUGAAACUGCCGAAGGGUUACGACACACUGGUGGGAGAGCGUGGUGCGUCACUCUCAGGUGGUCAGAAACAACGUAUCGCCAUCGCUCGAGCUCUGGUACGGAACCCGAAGAUAUUGCUACUGGAUGAGGCUACCAGCGCCCUCGACACCUCUUCUGAAGCCAAAGUACAGAAAGCACUUGAUAAGGCACAAGAAGGUCGCACGACAAUAGUGGUGGCUCACAGACUGUCCACAAUCAGGAACGUCGAUGUGAUAUACGUGUUCAAGGCUGGUUUGGUGGUGGAAUGUGGCAACCAUACAGAACUGAUGGCAAGCAAGGGACACUACUACGAUAUGGUGAUGCUGCAGAACCUGCCUGGCGUGGAUGAGCAGUCGCCUGAAAAAACUAAAUUGUCUCGCGAGACUUCCAUAAUCAGUGAGAAGGAUGACGAGGACGAGUUCUUGGAAUUCCGAAAUGAUGACAAAGAAGAGGACGCUGCGGAAGCUCCCGAUAUUUCCUUCAUGAGAGUGCUGAAGCUGAACAAGCCGGAGUGGAAGUCCGUCACCCUCGCCAGCAUCUGUUCUCUCAUGAGCGGCUUCUGCAUGCCACUGUUCGCCGUCAUCUUUGGAGACUUCCUUGCGUUACUUGAUGGCGACGAUCCUGAUGAAAUUCAAAAAGGAGUGUCACGAUUGGCGUUGAUCUUUGUCGGCAUCGGAGUGUUCUCUGGCAUCACUAACUUCAUUGUGGUAUUCUUCUACGGAAUAGCGGGUGAAGCGUUGACCAAGCGGCUGCGGCUGAUGAUGUUCAGGAAGCUGCUGGAGAUGGACAUCGGGUUCUACGACGACAAGGACAACUCCACCGGAGCACUCUGCGCUAGACUUUCUGGGGAGGCCGCCGCCGUGCAAGGGGCUACAGGUCAAAGAAUCGGUACAGUGGUACAGGCAGUUGGUACAUUCGGGUUCGCUCUGGUGCUGUCCCUGAUCUUCGAGUGGCGAGUGGGUCUGGUGGCCCUGACCUUCGUGCCCAUCAUCAUAUUCGUGCUGUACAAGGAAGGCAGGAUGACUUACGCCGCUACUUCUGGCACCGUCAAGGUCAUGGAGACUAGUUCUAAGAUAGCCGUAGAAGCCGUGGCCAACGUCCGAACAGUAGCGUCGCUGGGUCGCGAGGAGACGUUCCGUCGCGAGUACUCGAAGCAGCUGCGGCCGGCGCUGGACACGGCCGUGCGCUCCUCGCACUGGCGCGGCCUCGUGUUCGGCAUGUCGCGCGGAGUCUUCAACUUCGUCAUCGCCAGCUCGCUGUACUACGGCGGAACCAUCAUCGUCAACGAAGGCGUGCCUUUCGAACAAGUCUUCAAGUCAGCUCAAGCCCUAUUGAUGGGCGCUACGUCAGCGGCGCAGGCGUUUGCCUUCGCCCCCAACUUCCAGAAGGGCAUCAAGGCAGCAGGCCGUGUCAUCGUCCUACUGGGCAGACAGUCCAAGAUCACUGACCCAGUGGAACCUGCUGUCAAACACUUCAACGGUACAGGAGAAGCGAGUCUCCAGGGCAUUCAGUUCAGGUACCCGACCCGGCCUCUGGUGCGCGUACUGAAGGACCUGAACCUGGAGAUACAGCGCGGGAAGACCGUGGCGCUGGUGGGGGCCAGCGGCUGCGGGAAGAGCACCGUCAUACAACUGCUCGAGAGGUACUACGAUCCUGAAGACGGCAUUGUGGCUCAAGACGGCGUCCCGCUUCCGAAGCUGAACCUAGUAGACGCUCGACGCGCGAUCGGCUUCGUGCAGCAAGAGCCGAUCCUGUUCGACCGCACCAUCGGGGAGAACAUCGCGUACGGGAACAACGAGGCGCGCGUCUCCAGCGACGAGGUCAUCGAGGCAGCCCAGCAGGCCAACAUACACAACUUUAUCACUUCACUGCCUUUGGGUUACGACACAAACAUCGGAUCUAAAGGCACGCAGCUAUCAGGUGGACAGAAGCAGAGAGUGGCCAUCGCGCGCGCUCUCAUUCGGAGACCCAAGAUGUUACUGCUGGACGAGGCCACCAGCGCACUCGAUACUGAGAGCGAAAAGGUGGUACAAGAAGCAUUAGAUAAAGCUAAAGCAGGCCGUACGUGUGUGAUGAUAGCUCAUAGACUCAGUACAGUCAGGGACGCUGACGUCAUCUGCGUCAUCCACGAAGGACAGGUCGCAGAAAUGGGGACACAUAACGAACUACUCGAACUUAAAGGACUGUACUACAACUUAAAUAGGAGAGGAUACGCUUAAGUUAUGUGUUUUUAUGUCUAGGAGUAUUUACUUAUUAUGGAUGGUUAGUUAAACAGUCUCUCAGCGCUUGGCAGGCUCGGAGAUCGCAGAUUACCGAAAAUUUAGAGGAUGCCUCUUGUACUUCUGAUGUGUAUAAUUCUGAUGUACUUAUGUUCCGACCGCUGAACAUAACCCAGUCAUAUGUGAAUCAUGUUUUAUAUUACAAUUUACCUAUACUAUAUAGGUAUUUAUUAGAAACACUGCUUCGCCCAAGAAGUCUUGGGUUCAAUUUGAAUCACAACUUUUUCCACUAUAAAUAAGUACAUACUUAAUUACUUAAGCCAAAAAGAUUUGGCGGUGCCUGUAUAUAAAACUUAACUUGUAUAAAUUCAGCUUCAAAAGCUGCAAUAAGUAUUUUCUAAGAAAGUAUAAAUAUUAAUUAUGGGCCUAUUAAUUAUUUUACAAUGUCUGAUUAAGUCACUGUUAGCCUAACGAACCGAUUAUAUUAUUAUUAUUUACAUUCCAUAUGGAAAAUACAAUUAUGUAAACUUGUAUGUUUGCAAACGCACCCACGACACAUGAGAAGAUGCUAGUGUGGGGGCAACAUUAAAAAAAAGUUAAGCUAACAGCCACUUAAUCAACCUGGCCCCGUAAUCAAUAAGUAUUCUAAUAAAUCGUGUAUUAUGAUUGUAUUAAUUAAGCUUAAAAAUAUUUUGAGACAUAUUUUAUUUAAUCUUGAUAAAUAUAAUCUGCGAACACUUGAAUAAAAUCAACACUUAAAGAAAUAGACAAAGGAUAGUAUUAGGAUAUUAUGGCAUUUAAUACUUAUAAUGAUGUUUAAUGUGAUAUGAAAAGAACUACAUUACCUACGUAUAUAGUUACCUACCAUAUUUUGUUCUUAAGUUAUAUAUUUUAAGUAACAGUGAUGUGCCUAGGAUGCCUUUAAUGUAGUUACCUACCUAUGUACUGUAUUACAAUGAUACCUAAGAAAUAAUAAUAGAAAUUAAAACAAUUAGGUACAUACUUAUUUAAUUUAUUUUGUACAAACUUAUACUUAUGUAGAUUUAUAAAAAUCUUUACAAUACCGACAAUAUUACAUUAAGUAUGGUAAAUAAUUAAAAAAGUUGUGCCUAUUGUGGUCAAUGUGCCUCUAAUUUACUGAAUCAAAUUAAAUCUAGACCACAGUAAUUAUGCUAAAGCAACCAGUGAUAAUGAUUUAGAUUUGUUUAUUUUUGUAAUUUAUUUAUGACAAUAGGAAAUAAAAUUAUAUUUUUUGUUAUAAAAAAAA